Molecule: messenger RNA, 1215 nt
Organism: Lodderomyces theae
Lineage: Eukaryota; Fungi; Ascomycota; Pichiomycetes; Serinales; Debaryomycetaceae
Gene: REI1
Product: Rei1p
Exons: 1
Coding region: 1-1215 (404 amino acids)
Biological process (GO): ribosomal large subunit biogenesis
Cellular component (GO): preribosome, large subunit precursor
Source: RefSeq, a predicted model, not a curated record
AUGUUUACUUGCAAUACUUGUAACUUACAGUUCCCUGAGUCUAAUGAUCAAAGGGUUCACAUGAAAUCAGAUUGGCAUCGUUACAACUUGAAAAGAAAAGUUGCACAAUUACCACCAUUAACGGAGGAAUUAUUCAACACUAAAGUUGCUUCGAUGCAAUCACAGAAGGAUACCAAGGAAAGAACAGAAACAAAGAAGGAGCAGAGGCGAAAGGAAAAAGAGGCAUUGUUACAGCAGAAGAGAGCAAUUUUGGAACAGGCAAGGAAGGCAAUGUUGGCUGAGCAGGAGGCAAAAGGAGAGGUGCAGGAUGGCUCAGUGGUUGUGCUGCUGCUGCUGGCAGAACAUUUAGCUGAAGAGAAGUUACAGCCACAAGACCAUAACGUAGAUGAAGAACCAGAGUUGACACCCGAGCAAGCAGAAGAAAAAGAGUUCCAAAAGAAACUUUCUAAUAAGGUUGAGAUCCCACCAACGACAUGUUUAUUCUGUCAUCCGAAAUUGAAACAAGACUUCACCACAAUUGAUGAAAACACCGAGCACAUGUUCAAGAACCACGGCUUAUAUAUCCCAGAAGCACUGUACUUGGUGGACAAGAAGGGAUUAAUUGAGUAUCUUGCUGAAAAGAUUGGAUUUGGUUUCUGCAUAGCUUGUAACUACCAAGGGAGAAAUACGGAAGCUGCUAGAGAGCACAUGCAAACAAAGAGACAUAUGAGGAUACCGUAUGAAACUGAGGAUGAGAAAUUGGAGAUUUCAAACUUUUACGAUUUUUCAUCAACGUAUGAUGACGAUGUCGAUGUCGUUGUGAAAGAAGGUGAAGCUGGAGACGAAGAAGAUGGCGAGUGGGAAGAUGUCAGUGGAGACGAGGAAGGAGGCGAUGCUGAAAGUAUUGAUGACGACGAGGAAUUACCAUCUAGUGAAAGAGAUGCAAUUUAUCAAGAUGGAAACGAAUUGAUCCUUCCUUCGGGAGCCGUCGUUGGACACCGUUCCAAUGCGAGAUACUACAGACAAAAUCUUGCUCCUGAACGUAUCUUAUCUGAAGGUCAAGGAACUGUUAUCGCUGCUGAGACGAGACACAUGUUGACUCUUCAAGAUAGGAAAGAAUUGGCCAGUAAGAAGAGGACAUGGAGAAACGAAAAGAAGAGAGAAGAUGUCAACGAUAGAAGAGCUGCCAAAUUCAUCAACAACCAACCACAUUAUAGAGAUCAGUUAUUACAGUAA